UGUUGAGCUGUCUAUAGCAAAGCUCUUAACAUGAGGAAGUGACUGACUUUAAGGUACACUCCUGUCAAGAUGGCACCGAGUGGACUGAAAGCGGUAGUUGGAGACAAAAUCCUCACUGGUGUCAUCAAGAGUGUAAAGAAAGAAGGGGAAUGGAAGGUUUUAAUUGUGGAUCACAUGACCAUGAGAAUUCUGUCCUCAUGCUGCAAGAUGUCGGACAUUUUGGCUGAGGGUGUGACUAUUGUGGAAGACAUCAACAAACGCAGGGAGCCAAUUGCAAGUUUGGAGGCCAUCUAUUUGAUCACACCCGUGAAGAAGUCAAUUGAUGCCCUAAUCAACGAUUUUAAAGAUGCAGCAUUUACUUACAAAGCAGCACACAUCUUCUUCACUGACACCUGUCCUGACAGUCUCUUUGCUGAGAUUGGGAAAUCCAGAGUUGCCAAGUUUGCCAAGACUUUAAAAGAGAUCAAUGUUGCAUUCCUGCCCUAUGAGUCUCAGGUAUUCUCCCUGGAUGAUCCAACUUCUUUGUCCUCAUUCUACAGCAAAGAGAAAAGCAGUGACAGAAGCAAAAUGAUGGAAAAUGUUGCAGAACAGAUUGCAACACUGUGUGACACACUUAACGAGUAUCCUGCAAUCCGAUACCGCAAGGGACUGGAAGAAAACGCUAAACUGGCUGAAGAGGUCUACCAGCGCCUUAAUGCUCACAAAGCAGACAACCCAAAAAUGGGGGAGGGUCCAGAUAAGGCACGAUCCCAACUGCUGAUUGUUGAUCGUGGAUUUGAUCCCAUCUCGCCUGUUCUGCAUGAGCUGACCUUCCAAGCAAUGGCUUAUGACUUGUUAGAUAUCAAACAAGACAUAUAUACUUACCAGUCAACUGGCAUUGGGAAUUCAAAAGCAAGAGAAGUGCUACUGGAUGAAGAUGAUGAGCUCUGGGUUCAACUCAGGCAUAUGCACAUCGCAGAUGUAACAAAGAAAGUGACAGAACUACUUCGCACCUUUUGCGAAAGCAAGAGAAUGUCUACUGAUAAUGCCAAUAUUAAAGACCUUUCUCAGAUGUUAAAGAAGAUGCCACAGUAUCAGAAGGAGCUCGGCAUGUACUCUACUCAUUUGCAUUUAGCCGAAGCCUGCAUGACCAAAUUCAAAUCAUCUCUUGAUAAACUGUGUGAAGUGGAGCAGGACCUGGUAAUGGGAGAAAAUGCAGAGGGGGAAGCUCUAAAAGAUGCCAUGAAGAGCAUUGUUCCUGUUCUGCUCGACAAUGAAAUUGGGGCUUAUGACAAAAUCCGCAUCAUUCUGCUGUACAUUUUCCACAAGAAAAAAGGCAUUGGGCAGGAGAACCUUACCAAGCUCAUCCAGCAUGCCAACAUUUCGCAGGAAGACAGCAAAAUUAUCUACAACAUACAAAACCUUGGCUGUAACAUUAUAACUGGGGGCCGCAAUGCUGGCAACAUGCUGCCAGAGCGCAAGGAACGAAAAGAGAGUACCUACCAACUCUCUAGAUGGGCACCCAUCAUCAAGGACAUCAUGGAGAAUGUCAUAGAAGACAAACUGGAUAAGAAACAGUGGCCCUUCAUCUCUAAUCCAGCACCAAUUAACACGACUCAGACUGCAGUCAGCAGUGCGCGUUUUGGAAACUGGCACAAAAAUAAGUCUCCAACAGAAUAUUGCUCUGGUCCUCGCUUGAUUGUUUUUGUGGUUGGAGGGGUGUCGCACUCAGAGAUGCGUUCUGCUUAUGAAGUCACUCGAAGCACUGAGGGAAAGUGGGAAGUGCUUAUCGGAUCCUCUCACAUCUUGACUCCAACCACCUUCCUUAAUGACUUGAAGGGUCUGGAAUAAAUUUCCCAUUUAUAUCUUGGUCCCUAAGUAGGUAAAAGCACAAGGAAUAACGGAAAGGUUUUUCAUUUGACUGGUUUCUGGUAUGCUGUCUUUUAUAUUGUAUUAACUUAAUUUGAAUAUGAAGAUAACCUAUAGAAUGUAACUGUGGAAGGAAAUAGCUUAUCCUUUAAUUCACUCUUAUUUUAUUAUGGAUGUAUUUUUGCCUGGAUUAAACGCUUUUGUUCUAGCGACUAGAAAUGUAAUAAAUAUUUAUAUAGAUGCAUGCAUUUUGAUUAACCUGUUAACCAAAAAUCCUGUUUGGUUUGGCAAGAUUGUUACUUUUAUAUCGCAUGAUGCAAUUAGUGAAAUUGUGAUUUACUGAGAUGACAGUUAAAGAAAAAGAAUGAAAAAGAUUGAUAGCUGUUAGGGUUGUUUUCAUAUGUAGGUAAUUGUAUCUUAGAAUCUCAACUGCUGUAAUGAAAUAUUUUUGAAGUAUUGCACAACUAAAUUAAUAUAUUGAUGGAAAUAUGUAGAGUGGGUGUUUUGUGUCUCUGUUCAAUAAAAAUAAAAUCUUCAAAUGUU
Gambusia affinis (western mosquitofish) is the source of this 2391-nucleotide messenger RNA. RefSeq names its product syntaxin binding protein 2 (gene stxbp2). Gene Ontology annotation, cellular component: secretory granule; plasma membrane. The transcript has 19 exons. Bases 70 to 1830 code for a protein of 586 amino acids. Gene Ontology annotation, molecular function: syntaxin-3 binding. The record is from RefSeq and is a predicted model, not a curated record. Gene Ontology annotation, biological process: neurotransmitter secretion; vesicle-mediated transport; intracellular protein transport. Lineage: Eukaryota; Metazoa; Chordata; Actinopteri; Cyprinodontiformes; Poeciliidae.